This is a messenger RNA of Oryza sativa Japonica Group (Japanese rice), 2158 nucleotides long. RefSeq names its product laccase-25-like. Gene Ontology annotation, biological process: lignin catabolic process. The record is from RefSeq and is a predicted model, not a curated record. Gene Ontology annotation, cellular component: apoplast. Gene Ontology annotation, molecular function: copper ion binding; hydroquinone:oxygen oxidoreductase activity. Lineage: Eukaryota; Viridiplantae; Streptophyta; Magnoliopsida; Poales; Poaceae.
UGAUAACUCUCUACAACAAAUCUUCUGUUUCAUAUGAUCACAAGAGCUAAUUAAAUUGUCUCUGUGCAUGCACUUGUGUUUGCUGCACUACGACACAUGCACAAGCUUGUGUAAGGACAACAUGGCUUGUUGUUCUUCUCUCCUCCGGCUGAUGAUUCUGCCGGUUGCUUUUGCUGUCUUGGUCAUCGCUUCGGUUGCUCAUGGCGCUGUUGUGGAGCACACUUUCAAUGUGGGCAACCUAUCCAUAAGCCGGCUGUGCCAACCGGAGAUGAUCAUCACGGCGGUGAACGGGCAGCUCCCCGGCCCGACCAUCAACGUCACCGAGGGCGACACGGUGGUGGUUCACCUCGUCAAUGAGUCACCCUACAAUAUGACCAUUCACUGGCACGGCGUGUUCCAGCGCGGGUCGCAGUGGGCCGACGGCCCAUCGAUGAUCACGCAGUGUCCCGUGGGCCCCAGCGACAACUACACCUACCGCUUCAACGUCAGCGACCAGGAGGGCACCCUAUGGUGGCACGCCCACAUCUCCUUCCUCCGCGCCACCGUCUACGGCGCCAUCGUCCUCAACCCCCGCGCCGCCGCCCCGUUCCCCGCCAAGCCCGACACCGAGCACGUCGUCCUCCUCGGCGAGUGGUGGAACGCCAACGUCGUCGACCUCGAGCGCAUGGCGUUCCUCACCGGCAUCCCCGCACGGAACGCCGACGCCUACACCAUCAAUGGCAAGCCGGGCGACCUGUACAACUGCACCGCCGCGAACCAGACGGAGGUGUUCCGGGUGCGGCGCAACGAGACGCACCUGCUACGGAUCAUCAACGCCGCGCUCAACACGCCGCUGUUCGUCAAGGUGGCGGGGCAUGGGUUCACGGUGGUGGCCGUCGACGCGAGCUACACCACGCCGUACGCCACCGACGUGGUGGUGAUCGCGCCCGGGCAGACGGUGGACGCGCUCAUGGUGGCCGACGCCAACGCCACCGCGUCGCCCGGUGGGAGGUUCUACAUGGCGGCGACGCCCUACGACAGCGCCGUCCCGAGCGGCCCGCCCUUCAGCCAGACCACGGCGACGGCCGUGGUGGAGUACGUCGGCGAGGCGGACGACGCCGUGCCGCCGGUGCUCCCGGCGCGGCCGGACUACAACGACACGGCCACGGCGCACCGGUUCUGGUCCAACCUCACCGCGCUGGUGCUCCCGGGGAAGCCCACGGUGCCGCUCGCCGUCGACACCCACAUGUUCGUCACCGUCGGGCUCGGCGUCUCCGACUGCCAGCCGGCAGAUUCUAACACGGCGCAGCUGCUCUGCAACCGGAGCGCGCCGCCGGUGUUCUCGUCGAGCAUGAACAACGCCUCCUUCGUGGCACCCACCGCCAUCUCCCUCCUCGAGGCGCACUUCAGCAACGCGUCGGCGGGCGUCUACACCCGGGACUUCCCGGACACGCCGCCGGUGGUGUUCGAUUACACCGGCGACGAGAGCGACAACGCGACGAUGCAGUUCACGACCAAGUCGACCAAGGUGAAGACGCUGCGGUACAACGAGACGGUGGAGAUGGUGCUGCAGAACACGCGGCUGAUCGCCAAGGAGAGCCACCCGAUGCACAUCCAUGGCCUCAACUUCUUCGUCCUCGCGCAAGGGUUCGGCAACUACGACGAGGCCACGGCGGCGCCGCUGUUCAACCUCGUCAACCCGCAGGAGCGCAACACCAUCGCCGUACCCACCGGCGGCUGGGCCGUCAUCCGCUUCGUCGCCAAUAACCCUGGGAUGUGGUACAUGCAUUGCCACUUUGAAGCUCAUAUUGAGUUCGGUUUGGCCAUGGUGUUCGAGGUUCUGGACGGGCCGACACAGGAGACUUCGUUGCCGCCGCCACCGGCCGAUCUGCCACGCUGUUAAUUAAACUAUGGAAAAUCUCUCUCUCUUUCUGUCAAUAAGGAGUUAAUUUGUUCGUCUGUUUGCAUAAAUGUAUUGUACUGGUACGUCACUUCGGAUCAAGCAAGUGUGACAACGACGUGAUUAAGGCUUUCUAUAGUUAAUUAAUUAAAUUAUUCGUUAUAACUUGAUUGGUUACCUGCAUUGAGUACAUGCAGGUUAGUGUGGUCAUUGUAUUAUUGUGACGUUUGUCGUGUGUAACAUUAUACGUUUUAUAAGCCUGUUGUAAGUUGUAAUAGU